AUGUUAAGCAGUAUGGUGAACAGAGAUAAAUUUGAUGAAAAAACAUGUAUAAUUUUUGCAAGUUACAAAGAUGCAAAAACCUUAACAAUAAAUCAAGUUUCUUCUAAUUUUUCUAAUUUAUUUUGCUUUACAAGCAGAGACCAUAUCUAUGAUAAAAAUAUUGAAUCUAUUAUACCUCUUGCAUUUCAGAGUGUACAUAAAAUGUAUAUAAAGUAAUAUUUAGAAGAUUCAAUAACAUGUGAUAUUUCUUCAAUUAAUACAGAUCAGCAAUUAUAAUAAAAUGAACAAGAUAAUGAAAAUGAUUCGAAUGAGGUAACACCAGAUAACUAAGCUUAAAAUUACUAAUUUAACCAAUUAAAAUAUUUAUCAGAGAAAUAAACUGGCAUAAAAAAUUAAAACUAUGAAUUAUAAAAUUGUAAAAUGAAUUAGUAGAUAAUAUUUGCCUCUUUAAACUAAAUGUUCAUCUUACCUAUCAAAAUAGACAUUAGGACAAAUGAAUACAAAGAGAACGGAACGUUUGGAUUAGUAGCUAAAAUAAAAAAAAUAAAUGAAAAAUACUAAUAUAUUCUAUUUAACGAGACAGAUCUAGGUGUUGUAGGCCUCACUAAAUAAAUGCAUGAAUUAUUCUUUCCUAAUUUUAAUAAUCUUUAAAAAAUUAAUUUGAGAUAAAUUUUUCCCUUUUUGAUUGAUACUUAAAAUCAAACAAAAAUUGAAGAUUCACAGGUUUAAAAUAACGAAAGGAUUUGCAAUUCUACUAAUAUAAAAAACUAAUUUCAUGUAAAUCUAACCGAUGAGAUGCAGUAAAUCCUUAGUGGAUAAUCAAAAAAUAAAUUAAAAAUUAAAAAAAAAUUAUCGUUUAUAGUUAUAUAGCACUCAGAUGAUAAAAACAACACAUUAAACUCUUCAUGUAACAAUAUAAAAAGAUUAUAUAAAGCUAAAUCAUAGAAAGAAAUUUCAUCAUAUAGUUUUAACUAUGUAUAAUUAUUUGUUCGAAAAUUAAAGUACAAAGGAGUAAACAACUUGAGCUAUGUUGAAAUAGUAAAAAUAAGAUAACUUAAUCCUGCCAAAUAAGCUCAAAUAAUCCUUAAAGAAAUCACAAAAGUGAAAAAAUAAUAUAUUUAUUCUUAACUAUUUGAGAAUCCUAUUGAGCUGUAAAAUAUCAUUUCAGAUUUAGAAUUAAAUAAUAAUAAUAAUAGCUAAUUAUAAUUUAACAGUUUUCAUACUUAACUUCAAUAAAGUAGCAGAAAUUAUAAUUAUGGUAAUUAAUUACAUCUAAUAAAUGAAAAUGAUACUCCUAUUGAUUUUGCAUAAGUUGAUUUUUAUAAAUAAUACUAACUUACAAAUAAGCAGUAAACUUAGAGUGAUGAAAGUACUAACCUUGAAUAAAUUAAAAUGAUGUCAUAUAGAAUUGGAUAAGAGGAUUUGAACUGUUAAUCUGAUGGAGGUAGUAGUUUGACUUUAAACAAAUUCAAAGAAUAAAAAGAAUUAUAAAAGUUGAAUGAAAUAAUGCAAUUUAAUUAGUUGUAUUAGCUGCAAAAUAAUAAUUCGUAGGAAAAAAAACUUAUUUAGUAAAAUCAAGGAAACUAAGUCUGUAACAGUGAUUUGUAAAUAAAAGUAGAUUUUCCUAAUAAAAAUUUGAAUUUUUAAAACCUUUAAGAAGAUUAAUUAAAAACAAGUAGCUAUUAUGCCUUAGCUAGUCCUGGAAAAUUAAAUAAAACAAUAAACUUGGAGCUAACUCCAAAUAACAGUUAUUUUAUGAAUAUUAAUUCUAAUCAACAAUCUUUAACUCUGUUUUCAGAUUAGAAUUUUAAUGUCCAACAAACGAAAUAAAAUGAAUGUAUUUCAAAUAAAACUUAAGAAAAUAUCUAUUUAGAUGUAGAAACUAGUAAUCUUGAAAUUUAUAAAAAAUAAAAUACUGCAAUCAGUCCUUUAAAAAUUAGUAAAAAUCCUAGCAAAAUUUUUAUAUCGAAUAAUUUUAGAGAAAAAAAAGUCAACAAUACAUUGAUUAAUGCUUUGAGUAACACAGAAAAAAAACAAUUUAUGAAAAACUCUUAUCAACAUAAUCAUUAUAAUUAGCAAAACAAAAAUAUUAAAAAGUAGCAAGUUCAAGAUAUUAUUUAUGAUAUAGCUUCAAGCAACUCUCAAAAUUCAUAUUAUACUCCAGUGAAGAGUUAAUUGUAACAUAUUAUGGAAGAUUAAUCAACUUUAUAAGUAAUAAAAUUAAUAAAAAUGAUUGGUAUUAUCUGCUUCAGUAUUAUGAUAUGCAUCACUUUUAUACAAUUUAACUCGAUGCAAUAGUAUCUGUAAUAAGCUAAUUAAGAUUAUAAAGAUUUUAGUUGGCCCACAACUUAUUCUUCAUCUUUAAGUGACAUCCUUAAAUAUAAAAAUAUUUAAUAUCUUGUUAAUAAUACAAACAUAAAAUUCCCAGACAUUAACUAAUAGCAAAUUUUUUAUAAUCAAAUGCAAUAAAAUAUGGAGAAUACUUUUUCAAAUGUAUUACGAUUGUUAACUUAAAUGGAAAUGGCUAACUCACAAAGAACAGUGUUUAAUAGAGUAAUAGAAAAUUAAAUUGUUUUUCAUUUUGAGCAAUUAUAUGAUCCAUAAUUACUUAACUAAAUUACAUCUGAUACGUAGUUAAUAAGCAUAAAUUAUACUACUAACUUACAAUAUAGCAUACUUUUAAAUGUUUAAAACAUUUUCCACUAUAUUCAUAACUUAAGUAAUGGAAGGCCUGAGUAUUACUUAAUAUAAAAUCAGUUAGAAUAAAUUUCUUAAUUAAAAAAAUUAUAACAAGAAAUAGAACAAAGCCAAUCAUAAUAAUAAGAAUACAUUCAAGGCUGUGUUGCGAUCAUAAUACCAUUAUAUUAUUAUAUUCAAAAAGAAAGAGACUCUAUAAUUUACCUGUUUACUACAUUUCCAAUUUAAAAGUUAGAUAUUUUGAUCAAAAAUAUUUAAAAUUCCUACUUAAGCACAAACACUAGCUCAAUUUAUUAGAAUUAAGACAACUAAAUAAUUUUAGAUACAAUUGUUUAAUUAUAAAGUAUCGAUAAUUAAAAGAAUAUCAGGAAAUAAAGUAUUAGCUCAAUCACAAGUCUCCCUAGAUACAAUAAAAAAUUACUUUUUGCUUGUUUCUUUAUUUAUGCAUUUAUUAUAUGCUACCCAAUAAUUGUUUAAAUCUUAACUACUGAUUAUUUAGCAAAGUCUGCUGUAGAUCUUUAAACAAUAUAGAAAGUCUACUAUUUAAGAUCAUACCUACUAUAGAAUAUAGCGAUACAUUUUAAUAUUAUAGUUAUGAAGGCAAAACCAGGUUUCAAGCGUAUGUAGCCUGAAAUGUAUUAUGAUUAUUUAUAAACACUAAUUUCAUAAUAUGAAGAUAUAAGUAAGGAUAUCUAAUGGAUAAUAAACUCAUAGUAUUCAGAUUAAAGAUUUAACUAAAACUUAUAUGAUAGCUUCUUUUUUUCUGCUUUUAAAACAAACUUGUGUGAAAAUUUUAUGAAUUAUCCUUAGUUCAAUACAAAUCCUAAAAAAAUAAAUAUUGGUUUCUGUGCUUCAUCACAAGAAGAGCUCUUAUAAAAUGGCUUCUAAGUGGCUUACAAAAGUCUUUUUAUUAAUCUAUUUACUGAUUUAUACAACAUAUAUUAAAUAACAGACAAAAAUAAAUAAUUUGAAUAAAUCAGAUAAAUAUUAGGAAAUUUUGAUAUUUAGGAAUUUACUGAUUUUUCUGAGUUUUUGGAUGAAACAAUUAUUAUUGAUUGCAUUGAUAGCUUUUUAAAUGGUGUUAAUGCUUUUAAUCUUCUUUUUGGGUUGGAUUACUUUCAGUAAUUAUAUGAAUGA
Messenger RNA from Tetrahymena thermophila SB210, 3834 nucleotides. Its product is annotated as transmembrane protein, putative. The record is from RefSeq and is a predicted model, not a curated record. The transcript is spliced from 5 exons. NCBI's taxonomy places the organism in Eukaryota, Ciliophora, Oligohymenophorea, Hymenostomatida, Tetrahymenidae.